Molecule: messenger RNA, 414 nt
Organism: Anopheles coustani
Lineage: Eukaryota; Metazoa; Arthropoda; Insecta; Diptera; Culicidae
Product: delta-like protein 4
Exons: 4
Coding region: 1-414 (137 amino acids)
Source: RefSeq, a predicted model, not a curated record
AUGCAUACCGAUGGUUUCUAUGUAUUCUUUUACAUUUCCACCGACCCAUUAGCUCACUUUACACUACACGCUUGUCUCUGCAUUGCGUUUGUGCUUGUUGCCCGAACAUACGCUCAGUGUCCCGAUAAUCCGUGCGGUAUCCAGGCGUCCUGCCGGUUGAACACCGCCGGCAUACCAGUGUGCUCCUGUCCGUUCGGCUACCUUGGUGACCCGUUCAAGGAAUGCAUUCGCCCGGAGUGCGUCAGCGAUGGAGAUUGCACGGAGUUUCAGGGCUGCCGCAAGGGCAAGUGCGUCGAUCCAUGCGUUUUCAGCUGCGGCACCAAUGCGGCCUGCUCGACGAAACAUCACGUACCGGUCUGCUACUGCCCGGAGGGACUCACCGGAAGCCCGUUCGAGCGUUGUGACCCCCUGUAA